Meloidogyne enterolobii is the source of this 520-nucleotide messenger RNA. NCBI's taxonomy places the organism in Eukaryota, Metazoa, Nematoda, Chromadorea, Rhabditida, Meloidogynidae. The record is from the annotation of a GenBank genome assembly.
UAUAACCUUCGAAUAUUAAAAAAAAAAAUUUUUGCCAAAAUAAAAAAAAUUAAGCUGCCAGAAGACCAAUUAAAAUUCCUCUCUCCCCUAUUUAGCAGUCAGUCCGCAAUUAUCCGUCCGCAGAUAUUCUUAAAAAUUUUUUGUAAAAAUUUUUUUUUAUAACAGAUUUAUAUUUUAUUUAACUCUAAUUAAUAAUAAUUUUCUUUUCUUCUUGGCUAGUAAUUUUUCAAAAAGAGAAAAAAAAAUUUUCCCUAAAAAUUUGGUUCAAGUUGAUGCAGUCAGAUAGUAACAAAAACAACAAAAAAUGGGUUCUAGUUUGUGCAAAGGAGAAAAAGUUUAUGAUGAACAAAUGGACAAAGUAAAUCGCCAGAUAGAAAUAGAAUUGCAAAGGGAAAAAUUGGAGGAACGCAAAAUUGUAAAAAUACUUUUGUUGGGAAGUGGGGAUUCUGGAAAAUCUACAAUUGUAAAACAAAUGAGGUGGGGAAUUGUAAUAAAAUGUGUUUUGUGUUUUCCGGAAUAA